CGUUUUUCUUGUUGUUUGGCAAACUUCGUUCGCACUCGCGGUUGGAUGCUUUUGUGCUGCUGCAUCUUCUGACAGAAGAGAAGACGGAAAAAUCCAUCACUCGGCAAGCUGUUUAGCAUUUUCGUUCCCGUGUUCCACGAUCGGUUUUGAUCGAAUAUUCUGCUCUAGUUAGAACUUUUUGUCCGCAUACGAAAACCUUCCUUCGACGAGCAUCCGCUAGCCAUGGGAGACGGAGACGAAAUCGCGAAAAAGGUCCAAGAGUACAAGGAUACUUUGAUCAAGAAAGCCGAAGAUCUCAUCAUCAAAGGAUUUCCGGAGAAAAUCGUCAAGCUAAACGAUCUUUUGGCGACGCCCCAGUUUGCCGAACGGAACUUUUCCGAUGUCUAUCAGGACCUCAACAUUCCAGUACCAGACCCCAUCGAGAUCACCAGCAACGCCGAAGGGGACAAGGGAACAUCCGAAUCGUCCGAUGAACCGGGAGCCAAACGUGCCCGGCUGGACCUUUGCUCGGUGAGCGGCACCAAGGUGAUGGUUCUUCCGAGUGGUCGCGUCCAGUGCAACACACCCAUCUGCGAGUUGAUCAAGGUGGUCAAACCGGUGAUUCGGGCGCUAGUUGAAGACUCCAAUCUGCUCAAGAUGUGGAUUUCCUUUAUGAUUCCUAAAAUUGAAGAUGGCAACAAUUUCGGCGUUUCGAUCCAGGAAGACACCCUGGCGGAAAUUCAGUCCGUAGAAACGGAAGCUGCUGCGUUCUUCGAUCAAAUCUCGCGAUACUUUGUAUCGCGAGCUAAGGUAGUUUCCAAGGUGGCAAAAUAUCCGCAUAUCGAUGACUAUCGUCGCGCCGUUCAGGAACUGGACGAGAAAGAAUUCCUCAGUUUAUGGCUUGUGCUGAGCGAAGUUAGAAACCGCUACUGCUCCUUGCACGACAUCGUCAUUAAGAAUAUGGAGAAAUUGAAAAAACCACGAUCAUCAAACGCAGAAAGUUUGUACUAGAAACCAUCUUCGGUAGUUUGAAGAGUAAAGUUUAUCCCUUUGACUUAGCAACAUCUAAAAAGUGAACGGUAUCAUUUUUUUCUUAACCCAUAUAUUAUUGAUAGUAAUCGGUAUCUAAUGGUUCUUGAAAUGUUCUACAACGUAAAAUACAGAACUAAUAGCAGACAAAAACCUUGCCGUGAUCAUUCAUGAGAACUCGAGUAACAACACAUUGAUGGUAACCUUCCUCCAAACAAUGCAUUAAUAUUUUUACCCAUAGAAAUACUUUGUUAGCUUUGUGAGGGGAUAUGAAAUUUGAUCCUUAUUCUACAAUAGAAACCAUGGCCGGAGAAAAUUUCAAAUUUUCCUUUUGUCACCGAUUCAAAGGUUUAAGAUAUUUUAUUUAAAAAUCUGAAAAAUUCAAAUAUUUGCAACACCGAAAGUCAAACUGUAGAAGAUAAGAAUUGUAUCAUCUUUUGUUUUCGAGAUUUUUCGAAUUUAAUUAUUAUAUGCAAGUUUGUUGCAUGCAAGCUUGCAUAUAAUUUGUUCCCGUUUAUUGAAAAUUUGGAUUUUUUUUAACCCUUCCUCGAGCUGUUUCAACUGACAAAAGAAGGAUUGCAAAUUUGUUCCGGCCUAAGUACAUCAAUGAUUCGUUUGAGUUCCCCAAAUUCGGAACGGUGCAAAGGUUAUUUUUUAAUUCCUGGGUUAAUUUAUUUUCCACACAUGUGUCUCAUUACUGAAAAUACAUUUUGGAAAUAUCGGAAAAUAAAAA
Messenger RNA from Uranotaenia lowii, 1741 nucleotides. It is a transcript of the gene REG, whose product is annotated as proteasome activator complex subunit 3. The transcript is spliced from 4 exons. Gene Ontology annotation, biological process: regulation of proteasomal protein catabolic process; positive regulation of endopeptidase activity; regulation of G1/S transition of mitotic cell cycle. Gene Ontology annotation, cellular component: proteasome activator complex; nucleoplasm; cytoplasm. Bases 223 to 990 code for a protein of 255 amino acids. Lineage: Eukaryota; Metazoa; Arthropoda; Insecta; Diptera; Culicidae. Gene Ontology annotation, molecular function: endopeptidase activator activity. The record is from RefSeq and is a predicted model, not a curated record.